CACUGUUUUAAAAAUUAGCUGUACAGAAAGGAAGUAUGAGUUUCUUAGCAUUUACACUAUUUGUGUGCCUGUGUGCAUCUCAUGAUUUUGUAAGCGGUGAAAACCAAACGUUGAUGGACACAGUUUUGGUUGAGUUAGGACACUCAGUAACAUUGAAUUGCACUUACAACUGUUCAUCUCCGUUUGUUCGUGUUUGUUGGAUUACUGAAAAGGAAGAAUGCAUGCCAGGGGAACUAAACAAAGAAACAGUUUGCACUGUGUCUCUUUCACUGCAAAACGUCUCCAGAAAAGAUCUGAAAGAAUACUUUUGUAAAACUGAAAUUAGUGAUGCCAUACAAUUGCAGAAAAAGACAGAGCGGGUUGUGCUGCUAAAACUCAGAGAUCAGACAAGCAAUGCUGUGACACACAAAACUGAAACUACAAAAGUCUCUCUCCAGUCUGAGUCCAACACUUCAAGACCAACUGAUAAGUCUGGGAUGAAAGACGGAAUGAAAGUUUUAGCAGCACUCACCAUCACAGUAGCAUUAAUCCUAGCAACUUUAGCAGUCUACCUGUGUCUCACUCGAAGAAGACAUGGUUCUAAUGGUAAAGAACACCAGCCUUCAGUUAACAUGUCCAAGUCCAAGUCACCUAAGGCGUCCAGUAGAACUGUGCCAUUAAAUAAGGACCCAACGUCAAAACAAAGUGAAAGAGUCAUACUGAGAAUUCCAACUCCAGAAAUUGAAGGCGACCCUGAAGUGCCAUAUGCUGACAUAGUAAUAAGCGUACGAGGUGCAAGUACACCAGACAUCUCACAAGCUCUUUACUUAAAUUCUACUGAUCGUAAUGAGUUGUGGGGCGUUCAUCCUCGAACUCACCUGCAGGCCGCGCGCUCUGCUGACAUGCUGCACGUGCCUCAGCCUAGAGACGUGUGUAGGAAAAUGAGCACCACCUCAGACUACGCUAUUAUUACAUAUACGUGAAAAAAAGCUUAAAAUUCAAUGUAUAGUCGUAAAAUAUUGCAUUGUAUGAAAGCUGUGUACUAUAAAACAUAAACUGUAAAAAUAACAGAUUAUUUCUUGAAAUUAUUGAAUAUAUGUUACCCAUUACAUAUUGUUGUUGAGUAUUAUAUCGACACGGUGUAUGUAUCAAAUAAUCCAAAUUAAACACCUAUGUUUUUAA
Boleophthalmus pectinirostris (great blue-spotted mudskipper) is the source of this 1161-nucleotide messenger RNA. RefSeq lists its product as uncharacterized. The transcript is spliced from 10 exons. Bases 36 to 962 code for a protein of 308 amino acids. NCBI's taxonomy places the organism in Eukaryota, Metazoa, Chordata, Actinopteri, Gobiiformes, Gobiidae. The record is from RefSeq and is a predicted model, not a curated record.